Notolabrus celidotus (New Zealand spotty) is the source of this 630-nucleotide messenger RNA. It is a transcript of the gene crip1, whose product is annotated as cysteine-rich protein 1. Lineage: Eukaryota; Metazoa; Chordata; Actinopteri; Labriformes; Labridae. Gene Ontology annotation, biological process: regulation of gene expression; intrinsic apoptotic signaling pathway in response to DNA damage. Gene Ontology annotation, molecular function: zinc ion binding. The transcript is spliced from 5 exons. The record is from RefSeq and is a predicted model, not a curated record. Bases 142 to 375 code for a protein of 77 amino acids.
CAUCUGCACAUCAGAUCGAGGCGUGGCCAGUCUGAGUUAACAGGUGGGCGAGUCUGUACAGCUGCAGUCACACUUCAUCCUCAGGAUACAUACUGCUGCACCGGUUCUCUCUCCGUUAGACUAUCUCACAUCUGCAUCAAAAUGCCCAAGUGCCCAAAGUGCCAGAAGGAAGUAUACUUCGCUGAGAGGGUGACAUCACUUGGCAAGGACUGGCAUAGGCCCUGUCUGAAGUGUGAGAAGUGCAACAAGACACUGUCGGCAGGCUCACAUGCAGAGCAUGAGGGCAAGCCAUACUGUCACAAGCCCUGCUAUGGUGCAAUGUUUGGACCUAAAGGAUUUGGACAUGGUGGCACAGAGAGCCACACAUAUAAAUAAAGAGGUGCUGUAAAAUGUUGCCUGGAAACUAGAUCGCAGACGCCAGCAUGGUCACACAAGUCCCAACAAUAAUAAGCAGCAUACAACCUGUGGUCUCAUCAGAAGCUACAUGUUGUGUGUUGUAUUUGAUGUCUCUGAUCUGUGUUUUCUGAAGAUGGAUUGUAUAUUCCCAUGAUAGAACAAGAGAGGAGGUUUUCCUCCAAGUAUCUUCCUUUUCUCAAGGUGGAAAAUCUGAAUAAACAUUUUUAAAAUUUG